This is a messenger RNA of Aspergillus versicolor CBS 583.65, 1158 nucleotides long. Its product is annotated as 4-hydroxyphenylpyruvate dioxygenase family protein. Bases 1 to 1158 code for a protein of 385 amino acids. NCBI's taxonomy places the organism in Eukaryota, Fungi, Ascomycota, Eurotiomycetes, Eurotiales, Aspergillaceae. The transcript is spliced from 2 exons. Gene Ontology annotation, biological process: L-tyrosine catabolic process. The record is from RefSeq and is a predicted model, not a curated record. Gene Ontology annotation, molecular function: 4-hydroxyphenylpyruvate dioxygenase activity.
AUGAAUCCCAACUAUAUCGGAUUCGACUAUAUCGGCUUGUAUGUCGGCAAUGCGCGACAAACAGUAUCUUAUUUCGUCAACCACUACGGCUUCUCCGCCCUGGCAUAUCGUGGACCCGAGACAGGAUCGUACGCGACCACGGCGUAUGUCGUCGGCAACGGUACAGCGCGGUUUGUAUUCACGGCGCCACUCAGCUCCCCGGACAGCUCGUGGGACGCGCGAGCCAGCGAGGAUGAGCGCAAACUGUGCGCAGAGGUCCACGCGCACUUGACGAAGCAUGGUGAUGGUGUCAAGGACAUUUCCUUCCAGGUGGACGACGUUCGCGGUGUCUGGGAGCAUGCCGUCGCGAACGGCGCCGAGCCCGUUCGUGAGCCCGAGUUGCUGAAGAGCGACGACGGAGAAGUCUUCGUUGCUUCUAUCCAGACGUUUGGCGACACCGUUCAUACGUUCGUCAACCGGUCUGCGUACUCGGGGACAUUCCUGCCGGGGUUCAAGGCGGUUGAGCGCAGCGACAGUCUGCAGGAGUAUCUGCCCAAGAUAGACAUACUUGAGAUCGACCACUGUGUUGGCAACCAUCCCUGGGGUGGACUGGAAGGGGCUGUCAACUACUACGAGAAGGCACUCAACUUCCACCGGUUCUGGAAUGUUGACGACAAGGAGAUGUGCUCUGAUUUCUCGGCCAUGAACUCGGUGGUGGUGGCGUCGCCGAACGAGGUGAUUAAGAUGCCGAUGAACGAGCCUGCAGAAGGGAAAAAGAAGUCGCAGAUUGAAGAAUUCUGCGACUACUACAACGGCGCCGGCUGCCAACACAUCGCAUUCCGCACCAACAACAUCAUCGAAGCAGUGGAUAGCCUCCAGAAACGCGGAGUCGACUUUCUUUCCGUGCCAGACACUUAUUACGCCGAUGUGCGCAAGCGCCUGGAGCGCGUGGGCACGCAGGUUGCGGAGGACAUCGAUACGCUGCAGCGGUACAACAUCCUGAUCGACUUCGACGAGGGAGGCUAUCUGCUGCAGAUAUUCACCAAGCACGUCGGCGACCGGCCAACAGUGCUCCUGGAAAUCAUCCAGCGCGAGAACUUUGACGGCUUUGGGGCUGGAAACUUCAAGAGUCUGUUCGAGGCGUUUGAGCGCGAGCAGGCGCUACGGGGGAACCUGUAG